AUGGUCGCGGCGGCGUUUCCUAUCGUCAAACUGGCGACACUUGCCUUCAGACAAGUGGCCAAACCGAUCGCCAAUUCGUUCAAAACGCGGGCGAAGUCGUCGCCAUUCUUCCGCAACUACAUCUGUAUGCCUCCGGCGCAGCUCUACCACUGGCUAGAGGUGAACGUCAAGAUGAAACUGUUAGGUCUCGGCAAACCAUCGCAGGUCCAGAAGCUCAACGAACAGUCGGCCAUCGAGUUGGGCGCCGAACUGCUCGGCGAAACCAUUAUCUUCACAGUGGCCGCCGGCACUCUCGUCGCGGAGUACGUCCGGCAGUCACGUAAGGCCACCGCCGAGGCAGCGGUGGUCGAAGAGCGCUGGACACAGACCGAGCGCCGCAUCGAAGAGUUGGAGUUUUUGAAUGAUAAACAGGCGGCUGAGGUCCGCGAGUUGACCAGAAUUGUCUACGCCCUCAAGUCAGGACCCGGAGGUAGUGGUGGUGCCGGUGGUAAACAGUCCGGCGCCGAUGAUAUUGGUAAAGCCAGUCGCGCGAAGGGUCUGUUUGGCCGCGCGGUGACCGACGCCGCCGAUAGUUUAGGCGCGAAGUCCUAA
Messenger RNA from Medioppia subpectinata, 591 nucleotides. The record is from the annotation of a GenBank genome assembly. Lineage: Eukaryota; Metazoa; Arthropoda; Arachnida; Sarcoptiformes; Oppiidae.